This is a messenger RNA of Saccoglossus kowalevskii, 1579 nucleotides long. RefSeq names its product progressive ankylosis protein homolog. Lineage: Eukaryota; Metazoa; Hemichordata; Enteropneusta; Harrimaniidae. Gene Ontology annotation, molecular function: phosphate transmembrane transporter activity. Gene Ontology annotation, cellular component: plasma membrane. The record is from RefSeq and is a predicted model, not a curated record. Gene Ontology annotation, biological process: phosphate ion transmembrane transport.
GUCAGAGGUCAGCAAAAAUGGUGUAAGAUGCCGGUUGAUGUCAGUUGUACUUUCACGAGUAUGUGGGCGGAUUUUGUUGGAUUGCUUUCCUCGUUAACAACGGGUGCGUUACCAGCAGGUUUCCCUUUUUCAUCGCGAUUCUUCGUUAAUCUCUUCCCCAGCCAGUGACAGUGCCAAUGACCUUGUGACAGCAUCCUGUUUGUAUCUUGUGACUGUAAUCUAGACUCGUAAAAUGAAAUGCCAAUGGAGUUAUUGGCCCAUCAUCAAAUUUCUAGUACCUUUGGCGCUGACCAUUGUUGUACAAGACUCGGCAGAACAGGCCCUGAAUCGUGGUAUGACAUCAGCAACUAACUCAACACAAGUUCUUGCUAGCUUUGGUAUCGGCUAUAAUUUAAUCAAGUUUGCUACAGGCCCGCUUAUGGAAAUAAAACACAGUGGUCUAGUUCAAGUACAUAGUAUCGCUGACAGUAUUCAAGUCGUAUUCUGUGUUGCUGGAUUUGCCGGCUUUAUUGGCGCUUUUGCAGUAUUAAUCAAUUUCACCAAGCUGGGUUACUAUGUAGUUGAUCAACUCUACAGUGUGGAUGUUGUUGUGUCAUCGAUGACAAAACAGUGUAUAUUCUACCUUGGCUUAUACCCACUAAUAGAUGGCACUUCUUGGAUCUACAGUGGUAUCCUAUUACAAUAUAAAUACAGUGUUAUAGUCGGUGGUGCAUCGCUUGCAGAUAUAUUCAUGCAGAUUGGUGUUAUUGCAGCAUUAUUACAAAUUCCAAAGGCCAGUCUAGAGUCAAUAAUUGUACCAAUUAUAGCCUUAUACGUAGGAUGUAUAGUCAGAUUUACAAUUGUUAUGACUGGCUACUUUGUAUGUGUACACAGAAAAAUGAAAGCACUGCCAUUGGGUGAUCCAAAGGAUCGUUUGACUGCUUUAAAGGUGAUAUGGUUCUGGUGGCCUUUGGGAUUAGUUCAGGCGAUACAACGCAUCAGUCGACCAAUUGUUAAUGUAUUUGUGGCUAGAGAUUUAAAAGGAACUGACCAGGCAACCAUUGCCUUGGCAGUUUUAACAGUCACUUACCCUGUUGGGAGAGUGCCAUGGGGAUGGCUGAAUGAACUGAAAGCAAUAGCACCUGCUUUUAGCAAGGAGGCAUUAAUGGUUGAUGGACCAAGUAAUCGUGUCACGCCAAAACGCAUACGAAUACAUAAUAUUGGUGCUUUGUCAUUCUCAGUAUUGAUUAUGUUAAUAAUUUUUUGGAUUCCUGGAAUUAUAGUAACAUUCUUGAUAUCAGUCAUUGGAGUAGAAGAUUGGAUGGCUGAUCUCUGCAUUUGGCCGUUACGUAUAUUUACAUUUUUUGCGUUCCCAGUUGCAACAAGAGCUCAUCUUACAUCGUGGUUACUGGUUUACAAAGAAACUAGAAUUGUUGCUCCAAGUGCAUUGGUCAGAUUGAUUUGCUUAAUUGUUGCACUCUUAGUGUUGCCAUUGUGUGGUGUACAUGGAGCGUCUCAUGGUAUUGGUGCCUUACUGGCUAGUUUCUGUGGAGAAGCUAUCACUGUGGCUUGUGGGUCAGCAUGCUAUCAUUUCCGAUUG